Molecule: messenger RNA, 2787 nt
Organism: Prunus avium (sweet cherry)
Lineage: Eukaryota; Viridiplantae; Streptophyta; Magnoliopsida; Rosales; Rosaceae
Source: RefSeq, a predicted model, not a curated record
CAGAUACACACAGGCACUUCAUCCAUUACUCACACACACAUUUAGAUUCACCACAAAGAGAGAAGAGAGCUAGUUGUAAAGAAGGGAGAGCUUGGAGUUGUCCUGGGAACCACAUUGCUGCCACCGGCUAGUUCUUCUCUUCUCUUCAUUCCAUCUAUGUAUCUCUUAUUUUUUGUAUUCAUAGUUAUGUCUAACUAAUCCAUUUAGUUAGGGCUUAGGAUGAAGCCCUAGUCAUGAAUAUUCAAUGUUAUGGAUGAUUUCAUAGUUAAUUGAUUUCCUUACUUUCAUUAUCAAGUUGUUAAUCUCCAGUUUAUUAUGUGCUUGAUGUGUGCUUUCUUGGAGUAGCUAAUUAGGAUUUUAUGCAUCUAGCACAAGUUGGGAAGGGGUUUAGAUUCACCAAUUCUACUCUCCUUUCACAAGCAACACAUGAAUUAACGAACGAAUCCACGAACUAGGUACUGAUUGAAUCCACAAACGAAACAACGAGAAGAAUCCAAGUCGAAUUCAAGGCAGUUUCAUAGCAAACACCUGAUCCACGAUGUCGUUUGAGUCCUCAUCAAGAUUUUUUCUUGAACUAGAGAAAAAGUGAGAAAAUCCAAAUUGAGCACCACAGGCUUCAAAAAUUUUUGGGGCAGAAUGGCAAAGCAUGCGUGGUCCUGGUUGAAGGAGAGGUGGAAAAGCGAUGGAGGCAAAGAUGGAGAGGGGCUGGGAAAGGAUGGGUGAGGUCAUGGUCGGGUUGGCUGGGAAGGGAAGAGAGAAGAUCGCAAGCAAAGCCCAAGUAAAGCCACCAGCUAUGAUUCACAUCCCCUUUUUCAUUCUCUGUCUCUGAUUGGUUGAACCAGAGAAGUAAGCAUUCACAGCAUGGGUAGCCACCUGAAUCUCUGGGUACGUGAACCCAUCCCCAAUAGCAACCCCACCUAAAUUCACACCAGUUAUGUAAAGAGGCCGUGAUUUAAACACAGGGUCAAGCUCAAUAAACUUGGUAAUUGCAACAAAGAGGUCUCUGGCAACUGAAAUCUGGUCUCUUGGGAUCUCUUCUGGCUUCGCAGCUAUACUGAAUCGAGUUCCAAUUGGAUUGUCAAGAAACACCAGGCCAAAGAUUCGGUUCCAGGAACCAGAAUUGGGAGGACACGCCAUGGGCCGAGCUCGAAGAAGUUGCCGAUCAUGGAGGAGUAACCGGCGCCGCCUUGGAGCCAAAUAGUUGUGGGGUUUGAGAGAGAUCGGGUGAGAUUAUGAGGUUCUGAGCUUCAUGAAAAGUGUAGAAAAUUGUAGAGCCUGUGGUGGGAUUGACUGGGAGGUAGCCUGAUUUGGUGGGAUGAGCUUGUUUGGGGAACAGAGGUUGUGAUGAUGAUGAUGAGGAAAAAUAAAAAGAAUUAAGAGAUCUGGGUUUCAUCAGAGAAUUCAGCUGGUACUUUUAAAGCGAAUUGGUGAGCUACACUUAUUAGCUUUACAACAUACCUCAAUUUUAUCUCUUGCAAUCCUGCCAAAACAAAGCUUAAUCCUGCCAAAACAAAGCUUACUGUAACGGCACUGCACACAACCAGAUCAACUAGCUUGUUUCCGCAUAUCCCUUAUCUGCAUAUUCACAUUGAGUGCCGCAAUAUAUAACUGGCGGCUAACAAGUUUCAAUUUCACUCAUAAACAUAAACACAAAAACAUCUAGCAGUCUUCAAUAUUAUAUGAGCAAUAUGUCCCAAAGCUUAAGCUCAUCUUCACCCUUUUCUUCCUUCAAGCCCUCCUCACAUCCCCCACAUGAAUCCAAGCAGCCCCAGCAAACUCAGAUCUUCAGAGAAUACAUAGGAGCUAAAUUCAAGAAUGUCAAGUUUUCUGAUGUCCCCAUUAACCCAAAUGUUGAAUUCCACUUCAUUCUCUCAUUUGCCAUAGACUAUGACACUUCCUCCUCUCCCACCAACAGAAAAUUCAAUGUCUUCUGGGACUCUGAUAAUCUUAGUCCUUCCCAAGUUUCCUCCAUCAAAAAUCAGCAUUCAAAUGUCAGAGUGGCCUUGAGCCUAGGAGGAGACACUGUGAAUAGUGUCUAUGCUUACUUCAAGCCUUCCUCAAUGGACUCAUGGGUUUCCAAUGCUGUUUCUUCUCUCACAAGCAUCAUCCAGCAGUACAAUCUGGAUGGAAUUGACAUUAAUUACGAGCACUUCAGCGCAGAUCCCGAUACCUUUUCAGAGUGCAUUGGGAGGCUUAUAACAACCCUCAAGAACAAUGGAGUGAUAUCAUUUGCUUCCAUUGCUCCCUUUGAUGAUGACCAAGUUCAGAGCCACUACUUGGCCUUGUGGAAGAGCUAUGGUGACUUGAUAGACUAUGUGAAUUUCCAGUUUUACGGAUACGAUCAGGGCACCACAGUGUCUCAGUUCAUCAAUUACUUCAAGACACAAAGCUCCAAUUACAAUGGUGGGAAGGUCUUGGCAAGCUUUAUCAGUGAUGGGAGUCGUGGACUGUCUCCUGAGAAUGGUUUUUUCACUGCCUGUGACAGGCUCAAGAGUGAGCAACAACUUCAUGGUAUCUUUGUUUGGUCUGCAGAUGAUUCCAAGGAAAUCGGUUUCCGCUAUGAAGAGCAAUCACAAAAUCUCUUAGCAACCCCCCACUAGUACUAUAUUAUCUUAUAUAUUUAGCUUCUAUAUGAAUAUGAUUAAGAAGUAGGCUCUGGAAUUGGAUUCCUGGAUAUUGUAAUGCUUGUUGUACUUCAAUUUAUCUGGAGUUAUAUAGAUAUUUCGGAUUGUGUUGUUUGAGUAUGUAAGAUCGCUAUAUUAUAUAAAAUCUGCUGAUUUUCACAAA